Phycodurus eques (leafy seadragon) is the source of this 1629-nucleotide messenger RNA. RefSeq lists its product as uncharacterized. The record is from RefSeq and is a predicted model, not a curated record. Gene Ontology annotation, molecular function: DNA binding. The transcript is spliced from 5 exons. The coding region runs from base 183 to 1271 and encodes 362 amino acids. NCBI's taxonomy places the organism in Eukaryota, Metazoa, Chordata, Actinopteri, Syngnathiformes, Syngnathidae.
AUGGCCGCCACGUAUGCACGUCGGAUAGACAAAGAAGAAGAAGAAGAAGCAGAAGAAGAAGAAGAAAAAGAAGAAGAAGAAAGAAAGAAGGGGGAAAAAGCACUUGCAUCGCCUCACGUGAACAAAGGGCGAGGUUGAAGUGUUGUCUUGGCUGUGCUCGUUGAACCUUCUUUAACGUCAAGAUGUUGAAAGAGUUGGUAAGGGAGCGACUCAUUGCGGCCGCCGACGAAAUCUUCAGACUGUUCGAAAGAACGAUAGCGUCGUACGAGGAGCAACUUUGUCGGGCGAGGGAGGAGAGCGAGAGACACCGACGACAAUUGGAAGCUGAUUGCAACAAUCAAGUUGUCAUGCGCAACGAAGACGUCCAGCCGCUGAUUGGUCGUCAGGAAGAACCUUCCUUUCAGCAAAAGGCAGGGAGCUCCAGUUUGGACUGGGAUGAUGCACAGCGCCCCCAUGUUAAAGAGGAAGAGGAAGAGGAGGAGCGACAGACCUCUCGUGUUAAAGAGGAAAAGGAUCCAGAGCCACCCCACGUUAAGGAGGAAGAGGAGGGAUUUGACAUCAGCGACUUGCCACUGACCGGUGUCUCUAUGCAGAAUGAAGACGAAGCACCCGAGCUUCACCGUGACAGUCCAAGUGGUGACCACCGUGGAGGGCCACCACCGCACAACAUCUUAGCUCCACUGUCAGACAGCGACGACGACAUGGACGAACAAGCAACGGGGGCGGUGCCACCGAUGCGUCGACGCAUGUGUCGAGCUUACAGAGCGAAGCCCAGUGUUGAUGCGCCUCUCGCUUUAAGUCAAAGUCCCGUGUCCGAUACAGCUGCUGUUUUCCACAUUGCCGAGGCGCCCUGCGAAAAGACUCCAAAGUCUUUUGAAGCACAGUUCUUCCCUCCAAGCCAUUGUGAGAUGGACCCCGAAAGAAAAAGAAAGGUUUCCGCCGUGUGGGACCAUUUUGAUCUUAUAUCCUCAAUUAAGGUUAAAUGUCGCAUUUGUUCGACUGAACUCUCCUACAUAAAUAAAAGCACCUCAUCAAUGCUGAGGCAUUACAGAGCGAGGCAUGAAAAUGAGGUGGUCACAAUUACACCUAGAAUAAGCACAGCUUCCAGGAAACAUGCGUUGGACCAGGCAGUGCUCAAUUUCAUUAUCAAGGAGUCCCAACCCCUCAGCAUUGUCGAGAGUGAGGCGUUCAGGGAACUGCUUCAGGCUCUUGAGCCAUCGUAUGUUUUGCCAACCAGAAAGACUGUCAAAGAAAUGGGGCCAACAAUAUGAGGAAGAAGAACGAGUGAAAUGGGAGCACAGCAAGCUGUGGCAGUAAGUAUAGCAGCUGACGUACGGACAUCUGCGAACAUGGAGGCUUACGUUGCUGUCACCUGUCACUUCUUUGAUGAGAAUUUGAAGUUGUGUACAUCUGUGCCUGGAGUGCAACAAUUUCCACUUAGUCACACUGCUGACAUUUUGGCCCAAGUCAAAAGUGUUGACGAGCCACAGCCUGGACCUUCUUCACAACAGUUAUCGGCACCCACUUCAGGAAUAUUAUUCUGUUUCAUCAGUUUAUGUUUGCAUUUAUUUGUCUACAAAUCAUGUACUGAUUUGUAAUUGAUGACUUAAAGUAAAAUGCCCAUUUUCU